Eleginops maclovinus (Patagonian blennie) is the source of this 5059-nucleotide messenger RNA. RefSeq names its product microtubule associated monooxygenase, calponin and LIM domain containing 1 (gene mical1). Bases 296 to 4030 code for a protein of 1244 amino acids. The transcript is spliced from 25 exons. The record is from RefSeq and is a predicted model, not a curated record. Gene Ontology annotation, molecular function: protein binding; FAD binding. NCBI's taxonomy places the organism in Eukaryota, Metazoa, Chordata, Actinopteri, Perciformes, Eleginopidae.
CGUGCCGCGGUGCUCGCGCUCUGUAUGUAGAAUUACCAGAAACUCCCGGAAGAGACUCCUCGUGCAGAAUUGAGCGAGGUGCAGGUGAGCUCUAGCGCACUAUGUACCUGUAAACAAAGAGAGAAAAUGUGCAAACAACAGCCAGGAUACAGUUUCACGGAUACCCGGACCAAACACGACUCCAAAGCAGACUGGAGAUCGGCGUGUGACCCAUCGUAACCAGACACACCGCGCAGACUUUACACAUGAGAUAAGUUAACCAUCAGACGUCGCAAAGGACUGAACAUCCUCCACGAUGGCGAACCAGGACCCCGACAACCCUUCACACGCCACCUUUGAGAACUUCGUCCAAGCCCAGACUUGUAAGGAUGUGAAGCAUCACUUCUCCGUGCUCUGCAAGCAGCUGAGCAUCAAUCCUAAGGAGUUCGGGAGUUUCUACAUCAAGUUAAAAGAAAAGCUAAACUACUGGAAGGCCAAAGCCCUGUGGAAGAGGCUGGACCAGAGAGCUGCUCACGUGGAUUACCAGCAAGGAAAAGUCUGCACCAAGAACAAGUGCCUGGUGUUGGGUGCGGGGCCAUGUGGGCUGAGAACGGCCAUCGAGCUGGCACUGCUGGGGGCUCAGGUGGUGGUGCUGGAGAAGAGAGAGUCUUUCUCCAGGAACAAUGUCCUCCACCUGUGGCCCUACACCAUCUACGACCUCCGCAGUCUCGGAGCCAAGAAGUUCUACGGCAAAUUCUGCACGGGCUCCCUGGAUCACAUCUGCAUCCGUCAGCUACAGUUGAUCCUGUUGAAGGUGUCCCUUCUCUUCGGGGUGGAGGUGCACACAGGAGUGGAGUUUCAGGGCUUGAUUGAGCCCUCAGGAGAAAAUGGUUGGAUGGCCAAGCUGCAGCCUGGUUCUCACCCUGCUUCAACUUUCGAGUUUGACGUCUUUAUCUCCGCCGGAGGAGGCCGGUUUGUCCCUGAUGGUUUCAGGCACAAAGAGCUGAGAGGCAAGCUGGCGAUCGGCAUCACAACCAACUUCAUCAACAGACACACGGCUGAAGAAGCGCAGGUAGCAGAGAUCAGCGGCGUGGCUCGCAUCUACAACCAGAAGUUCUUCCAGGAGCUGCACACUGAGAUGGGUAUUGAUCUGGAGAAUAUUGUCUACUACAAGGAUGACACCCACUACUUUGUCAUGACUGCCAAGAAGCAGAGCCUGCUGAAGAAGGGGGUCAUUAAACAGGACUUCAGCGAGGCCGAGCAGCUGCUGGCUCCUGCAAACGUGGAUGAAGAGGCUUUGCGUUGCUAUGCAUAUGAUGCCGCCUCCUUCUCCACAGGGGGUAAACUGCCUGACCUCCAAUUUGCUCCCAACCAUGCGGGUAAGCCAGAUGUGGCCAUGUUCGACUUCACCUGCAUGCACCGUGCAGAGAAUGCCUCUCUGGUCCGGGAGAAGAGGGGCAAGAAGCUGCUGAUGGCUCUGGUUGGAGAUUGCCUGGUGGAGCCUUUCUGGCCUCUGGGCACCGGCAUCGCUCGGGGGUUUCUCGCCUCUUUUGACACGGCGUGGAUGGUGAGGAGCUGGGGCCUGGGGACCCCACAUCUCAAAGUCCUGGCUGAGCGAGAAAGUAUCUACCAGGUCCUGUCCCAGACCACACCAGAAAACACCAUGAAAAACUACGUCAGUUACAGCAUCGACCCCAAAACGCGGUACAAGAGAGUCAAUCUGUCCUCCAUCCAGCCCCACCAGGUGCAGCACCUGUAUCUCGUUGAUAAAUCCAUUCCAGCGAGCAAGAAACAGAACAGGUUCUCUUACCUGCCUCAAGAUUCUGUCAACGGUUUUGAGGAGUUGUUGAAAUGGUGCCAGAAGAACACAGCGGGUUAUAAGAGUGUGGAUGUGAAAGAUUUCACACAAUCCUGGAGGUCCGGGCUGGCUCUGUGCGCUCUCAUCCACCACUUCGGACCUAGGCUCAUUGACAUGUCCGCCCUGGAUGAGUCCAGCGCUGUUCACAACAACCAACUGGCCUUCAGCAUUUUGGAGAAGGAGCUGGGCAUCCCGCCUGUCAUGGCUGUCAGUGACUUAGCCAACAACGGUCAGAUAGACAAGUUGUCCAUGGUCCUCUAUCUCACCCAGGUCCAGAAGGCCUUCACCGUGCCUGCAAAAGACCCUGCAGCCUCCCUGUCGCCGGCCAAGCCUCUGACUCUCUCCACGACACAGUCCGCUGUCUUCUUCCUGAACAAGCUGAAGCACAACUCCCUGCAAAGACGCAAGGAAAAGCUGGCAUCUUUGAAAAAGGAGAGAGAUACGACAAUGGAAGAUGAGGACAGUACGGUGGUGCUGCCGGUGUCCCCUGAGCACAGUCCUUCACCUGCUCCUGCUCUUGCUCUUGCUCCCGAGCCUGAGCCUGAGCCUGAGCCUGAACCUGAAGCUUGUGUGUCGUUGACCAACAGUGACGAGUGUUACUUCUGUGGACAUAGGGUCUACGUGCUGGAGAGAGUCAGUGCUGAGGGCAAGUUCUUCCAUCGCAGCUGCUUCACCUGCCAUCGCUGCAGCAUCACACUCAGACUGGGAGGAUACACCUUUGACCAGAAUACAGGGAGGUUUUACUGCGAGCUGCACUCUGAAGAGCUGGAGCUGCAAAACGGAGCAGAGACGUCUCGUAAGGAUAGCGAAGGGAAUCACAAAACAACCAAUGAAGACAACAGGCUCUCCAGUGAGGAUUAUACACCCUCUCCAUCCGAUGAGGAGUACGAGCACACUCUGGACUCUGGUCCUUCUAUUCACUUAUCAACUCCCACUGAUCCUCCAUCUAUAGCUGCGGCUCCAGCAGCAGCAGCCACUGAGGAGGAGACCGUGCCACAUCCCGUCCCUAAGCCUCGCAAAUCACAGCUCCCCCCCAGCCCUCAGACCUCUGCUCCCGUAGCGAAACCUCGCACCGUCACCAUCUUCAAACCCUCGACUCCAGAAAGACAACCAUCUCCGACUCCGACAGAAGAGAUCUCCAAAGCAGCCCCAGACUCUCGCCCUAAGCAGUCGCUACGAAAGCUGAAGCUGAGCGCUGAGGAGAAAAGCCAGCUGGUGAAUCUUCAGAGCCUCAGCGUGGACUCGGACUCGGAGACCCCCGGUGGAUCGUCAUCCUGCUCCUCUUCUUCGGCUACCGCUGGAGGUACCAGUCCUCCUAAACCAGAGGACGGGCAGGAAGAGGAGGGCUACUGGAGCGGGAGCACCGCGAGUCACAUGCGAGAGAAGAGGCACCGGCGCUGCUUCAGGAGGAAAGAGAUGCCGGGCGGACAGGCGAGGGUCCGAUCCAAGUUCUCCCCGUGGAACCUGUCGUCCCCGAGGAUCAACAGAGACAGCCGGCUCAGCGUCCUCGUUAAUCAUCCGGGGCAUGUCGAAAUGACGUUCAGAGACGGCGCCAACGAGGGAUACGAUGACGAUGAAGACGAUGAUGAUGAAUAUGAGAUGUUGGAGAGAGACGAUGCCGACUUAUUUGAAGAGAAAUUCCAGACGCUGCCAGCCGAGAAGAUGGAGCUGAAGAAGAUGAGGACACUUGAGCGCAGAGCAAAGACGAGUGAAUUACAGCGAUUGCGCAAAGCUCAGUCCAUCCAGAGGAGGCUGGAGGAGAUCGAGGUGACCUUCAAGGAGUUGGAGGACAAAGGCGUCGUUCUGGAGCGAACUCUGCGAGACGAGGCUGGCAGCAACGGCUCUCCUGACAUGAUCGAGCAUUGGAUCCAGCUCGUCCACGAGAAGAACUCGUUGGUGACGGAGGAGUCUGACCUCAUGGUGGCGUCCCGGCAGCUGGAGCUGGAGGACAAGCAGAGCAUGUUGGAGCUGGAGCUCAGGAAAUACAUGGAGAUGAAUGAUAAGACGCCUGAGCAGCACACCGAGGAGGAGCGGGUCCUUCAACAGAUGCUGGAGGUGGUGGACAUGAGGGACUCGCUGGUGUCGUUCCUGGAGGAGAAGAGGCUGACGGAGAUCGGCGAGGAGCAGGAGGCCUUCUCCAUCAAGGAGGCCAAACGGCACUCGAAGGGCGGAGCUCAGGUCCACUGGGCGUAAGGCUUUUCACGGCAUGAACCUCUUUGUACUGCGCAGCGGAUGCCCUCACAUCUGCUGUGUUUGCUGCUUCCUGACUCUUCAAAGCCAAAGAUGUUUUUUGCAGAGGCAAGUGGCGCCUCUUUAUACGACUAGGAUGAAAAAAGUUGAGGCUUAUGGGCCAAAGAAGUGAAUAUGUGGUGCAGUGCGGCCCCUAGAGGGAGACACACGCCUGGGGGUCUGAGGCUUUAUGAUGACGCAUUGAUACCUCUCUGGUUAAGCCCUACCUGAUGUGUUAGUGGGGUCUCAGCAGCAGAAAAAACAAAUGAAAAUGGACCGCUAAUGUCUGCUGCAUCCAUCACAUGGAAAGUAAUCCAUACAAAGCCUGGAAAUCUGUUUGGUUUUGGUGUCAGAAACAUGUGCAAAGCCAAGGCUAAGCGGCAUACAAUAACAGUGGUGGGGAACCUGACUAUUGAGCCUUAGAUAUAGAUCUGUAAUGAAAGCACAGGAUGGCGUUUUUAAAAGUACUUUGAUGAAGAAGUGCUACUGUUCACAUAAUCUACAUAUAACUGUUUGUAUACUGAAUACAUUCUAGAUACUAUAUGACGAUGGAGACAAAAAAAACAAAGAGCUAGUUUAAAAUAUUAGAAGUAAUAAAUUCAUGAAUUCAUUUCAUCAUCCAGAGAUUUUUGGCUCUUCCUACUGUUCACCAUGUCCUUUUCCCGGUUGCACGUUCGGUAUUAAUCUCAGGGGUCGACGGUUCAGUCUUCCUGUGUCAGAGUUGGGCUUUCACCUGCUCUCAAACCGGUGGUUUAUUAUACAAACAUGGGGGGAUUUUAAGGAGAGUGAAAAACACACUGAACAGCUGCUUCAUCUAUUUAUAAACGCUAUCGUUUAUCAUUUUGCAGGUGUUUCUAUUCAUGUGCUGGCAGAAUAACUGCAAUCCAGACAAAGACUGUUUUGUUGUUAGUGAAGAGGAGCCUUAUACGUUCAUUGUUCUGCCGCCACCUGACGGCCCUUCACAUUAUAUCAAAUAAAGAUCAUGCACUUUGA